Cicer arietinum (chickpea) is the source of this 1458-nucleotide messenger RNA. RefSeq names its product ATP synthase subunit gamma, mitochondrial. NCBI's taxonomy places the organism in Eukaryota, Viridiplantae, Streptophyta, Magnoliopsida, Fabales, Fabaceae. Gene Ontology annotation, biological process: proton motive force-driven ATP synthesis. Gene Ontology annotation, molecular function: proton-transporting ATP synthase activity, rotational mechanism. The record is from RefSeq and is a predicted model, not a curated record.
GCAUUAAAUAUUCACCUAGUAAGUGCCAAUCGGUAGUGGUAAAAAAGAGAAGUGCGUGGGUUUGUGACAACACAACAGAGUUCUCUUAGAAGCGACAGUGUUUUCGUUCGUUCGUUUAUUCCGCUAGUAAGAAUAACAGAGCUGUAUUGAAGCGCUAGGGUUCCGAAACAACGAUCAACAAAGAAUCAAUCUGUGAUAAGCGCGAUGGCGAUGGCUGCUGCUCUCCGACGCGAAGGGAAGCGUUUGGCUCCUCUCAUCUCUUCUCAACAACCAAUCAACACCACUCUCCGAUCCUCUCUCAUCUCUCCAGAACAAUCUUCCAUUGGAGGAGCUCGCUCUAUUUCAACUCAAAUCGUGAGAAACCGGAUGAAGAGUGUGAAGAAUAUCCAGAAAAUCACAAAGGCAAUGAAGAUGGUUGCUGCAUCCAAAUUACGAGCUGUUCAAACUAGGGCUGAAAAUUCACGUGGUUUGUGGCAGCCAUUUACGGCUCUUCUCGGUGAUGCUAUAAGUAUUGAUGUGAAGAAGAAUGUUGUUAUUACCGUUUCUUCUGACAAAGGUCUUUGUGGUGGAAUCAACUCCACAUCUGUCAAGAUAAGCAGGGCAUUGAGCAGGUUGAAUUCUGGACCUGAAAAAGAGACAAAGUACGUCAUAUUGGGAGAGAAGGCUAAGGCUCAAUUGAUUCGUGACUCCAAGAACGACAUUGCACUCAGCUUGACUGAGCUGCAAAAGAAUCCUCUGAAUUAUACUCAGAUAUCCGUCUUGGCUGAUGACAUUCUGAAGAACGUGGAGUAUGAUGCACUGAGGAUUGUUUUCAACAAAUUUCAUUCGGUUGUACAAUUUAUACCUACAGUGUCAACUGUACUAUCCCCAGAGGUUGUUGAGAGAGAGGCUGAAACUGGUGGAAGGCUUGGUGAACUGGAUGCCUAUGAGAUUGAAGGGGGUGAGACAAAAUCAGAAAUUCUUCAGAAUUUGUCAGAGUUCCAGUUUUCUUGUGUCAUGUUCAAUGCAGUGUUGGAGAAUGCCUGCAGUGAGCAAGGAGCAAGAAUGUCGGCCAUGGACAGUUCUAGCAGGAAUGCUGGGGAUAUGCUUGACCGUCUGACCCUCACUUACAAUAGAACUCGUCAAGCAUCAAUCACCACUGAAUUGAUUGAGAUUAUUUCUGGAGCAUCAGCACUGACAGGUUAAUUGCAAGAUAGCAAUCUGUAUUAUAUUUUCAAAGAUAGCGACGAUAUUAAGAUAAUAUCGGUGGGUUUCUUUUGAAAUUGUUGGUUCACCAUUUUUUUUUAGUUUUUGUCUUCUAUAAUAAUCAUUUCAAGGUGAAACCCACUUUGGGGAUUUCUUGGUUGUCCAGAUUGUUCCGAAAUUGUUUUUGAUGUUGAGGUGGAGCAUGUCUUUUUAACUCAAAUGAUUUGUCAUGAUAAUUUUAUUUCCAAUAACGAUUGGCCUUUGUUUCUCGUA